CAAAGAUGGACGAUCCCCUACCCAUCCCGGGAACCGUCCAACAGGUGGAUUUAGACCACAGCCUGUACCUGAACAAUAAAGAGCAAGAGGAUAUUGUCCUGAUUCCUCGUCCAAGCUCCCAUCUUGAUGACCCUCUCAAUUGGUCGCGCUACCGGAAAAUCCUGAACAGCACGUGCCAAAUGGCCUGGUGCUUCUUCGCUGCCGCCCUCAUCAGUGGUUUAUCAUCAUCCUACCUCCUGAUAUCCGAAGAUACAGGUAUCUCUGUGGCGGAUCUCAGCACGGGAAACGGCCUCAUGUAUCUCUUCAUGGGCUGGGGUACCUUGUUGACCCAAAACCUUGCACAGGACUUUGGUCGUCGCCCGGUCCUGCUGGUUGGCAUGCUUGUGUCAUCGCUGCUGCAGGUCUGGUCUGCGUAUAUGAAGUCCGAAGCCUUGAUCGAGCUUUGCAUUGCGGAUAUCCACUUUGCCCAUGACCGAGGCUUCCACAUGGGUGUUUAUAACUGGACGUUGUGGUGCGGUGCUUUCCUGUCACCUAUCGCUGGUGGCUUUGUCGCUGAGGCUAUGGGCUGGAGAUGGAUCCAGUACAUCCUGGCCAUUAUAUGUCUCUGCUUCACAGUCGCAACGUUCUUCGGCUUUGAAGAGACGAUGUUCUUCCGCCAAGUGAAUAUUCAGGAACCGAUGUUUUCCACGCCGAAAGACACUGUCGCUCUUGAGGCCUCACAUUGUACUGACGGGGAAAUGGUCUCCGAAUCCAAAGAGCCAGAGAGUCCCGGUGUUACUCCUGUGGUUGCCGAAGAGACUUACAAAAUUAAAACAUACGCCCAAAAGCUGAAGCUGUGGGGAUUAAGACAUCCUUCUCAACCAUUCAACUUUUUUCGGUCAAUCUUCCUUUCCUUCCGACUUCUAUGCUUCCCCACCGUCAUAUUUUCCGGUCUUCUAGUGGGCAGUAUUCUCGCCUGGAGGCUCCUUAGCGGAAGUGCUGGGCGGUUCCCCUAUAACUUUACGACACAGGAGAUUGGUCUUACCUACUUCGCCAGUGUGAUAGGUGUUUCGAUUGGAUGCUACUUCAGCGGCUGGCUCAGCGAUAUCCUUGCGAUUAAACUAGCCAGAAGAAGACAAGGUAUCAAGGAGCCCGAAGACCGUCUCUGGAUGUUUUUGAUUCCCCUCGUCGCUCAUCCUCUCGGCUGCGUUCUUUAUGGCGUUGGGGCAAGUCAUCACAUUCCCUGGAUUGGAGUUGUCAUCGGAAUUGCCUUGAUCUGCAUCACCCUUCCCAUGGGAUCUGGUCUAGCCAUCACCUACAUUAUCGACAGUCAGAAGGAACUCGCGGGAGAGUCAAUUGUGACUGUUAUAUUGAUUCGCAACACAAUUGGUUUCGCAUUUGCAUACGCGGUCAAUCCAAUGAUCGUGAGCAUGGGCCUGCAGAAUACCUUUAUUCUGAUCGCCGUGUUGGGAGUGAUUGUCUGGAGUGCUUGCUUGUUGUGGAUUAAAAUUGGAAAGGCGGCCCGUAGAUCCAUUGCCAAAUCCUACUGGAAUCUGUUGCGCAUUAAUUCUCAUCCAGAUGAGACGAUCUUCAUUCAAUCUAGAAACCGUGAACAUUCCAUCACGGUUCAUAUCUACCGACCCCCUGUUACCGAGGCAUUGCAAACGCCCUCUCCCGUUCUUCUCAACUUCCAUGGAAGUGGAUUUGUGGUUCCUGCCCACGGCAGCGACGAUGAAUUCUGUCGUCAAAUGAGUCAAAAGACAGGUUAUAUUGUCCUAGACGUGGAAUAUCGUCUUGCUCCCGAGAACCCCUUCCCAGCAGCAUUAAACGACACCGAAGACGCCAUCAACUGGGUUCUGGGGCAACCGACAAAAUUCGACAUUUCCAAAGUCGCCAUCUCCGGCUUUAGUGCAGGUGGAAAUCUUGCAUUGGCUCUUUCCUCUUGCAUUUUUCCUCCGGAAACGUUUUCUUCUGUGGUAGCCUUUUAUCCGACAGUCGAGGUCUUUGUUGAUCCCAGUGCCGUAGCUGCACCUGAUCCAAAUGGUCAGCCUUUUCCGACAUUUGUGCUGCGGCUUUUUGCUAGGUGCUAUAUGCUAGAUGGGCACGAUCCAAAAGACCCCCGCAUCUCGCCUGCUUAUGCCGACUUUGAUCGUUUCCCUCGCCGGGUUUUGAUCGUGACGGCCGCCUAUGACAGUCUAGCGGUGGAGGCGGAAAAUUUAGCAGCUCGGCUGAGGGAAAACUCGGGUCGUAUCGUUAUUUCUGAGCGGAUGGAAAGGUGCAACCAUGGCUGGGAUAAGAUGGCUAAAGAAGGGACGUUUGAAUGGGAAGCGAAAGAACGGGCUUAUAAGCUAGCCGUGGAUAUGUUGAAGUGCGCUUGA
Messenger RNA from Penicillium mononematosum, 2357 nucleotides. RefSeq lists its product as uncharacterized. Lineage: Eukaryota; Fungi; Ascomycota; Eurotiomycetes; Eurotiales; Aspergillaceae. The coding region runs from base 6 to 2357 and encodes 783 amino acids. The transcript is spliced from 5 exons. Gene Ontology annotation, molecular function: transmembrane transporter activity; hydrolase activity. The record is from RefSeq and is a predicted model, not a curated record. Gene Ontology annotation, biological process: transmembrane transport.